Symphalangus syndactylus (siamang) is the source of this 3373-nucleotide messenger RNA. It is a transcript of the gene BPNT1, whose product is annotated as 3'(2'), 5'-bisphosphate nucleotidase 1. Gene Ontology annotation, biological process: phosphatidylinositol phosphate biosynthetic process. NCBI's taxonomy places the organism in Eukaryota, Metazoa, Chordata, Mammalia, Primates, Hylobatidae. Gene Ontology annotation, molecular function: 3'(2'),5'-bisphosphate nucleotidase activity. The record is from RefSeq and is a predicted model, not a curated record.
GCCCGCGGCCGGAUCUGGCCUCUCCGGAGGCCCCGCGCCGAGGCGGGGCCCGUACCUGCUGGAUCUCCAGCUCCGUGUCCGGCUGCUGGCGGCCCAGCAGCUUCAUGGGGAAGCUGGUCUGCGGCAGCAGCACCGUGUCCCGGUAUCUGCCACUAUUCGAGUUCGGCUGGUGGUUACUGGCUCCGGAGACCGACCGCACCAGAAGCCUCUUCGUCGCCCCUUGCCAUCCCGGGCUGCAGGGAAGGCGGGGCGUCCCCCACAAACUUCGGGCAGUGGCCAGGGCGGCCGCCCCUGGCCCGCGAGGACGCAGCCCCCAACGCAUGGCCGCGCAACCCCUGAGCACGGGGUCCUCCGCUGGCGCCCCAGCUUGAAGGGGCAGGACCCCAGGAAACCAAGGAGAGCCGAGUGACUUGCACCUAGGGAGAGCUUGGAGAAAACACGGACAAGUGGAAUUUUCCCGCGGAUCAGGGUCUAAAGAGGCAGUGUGAAAUCGCUGUUGUGCGCUUGCGCGGAGUUUCCCGCAUGCUCAGUAGCUGAGGUAGGGAUGCCAUCCAUCUCGAAAGACUUACUGACAGUGCGAAAUCUCGGUAUUGGAUGCAGCGAGGGACCUGGGUCUACGAUAGCGCGCUUUUGCUGUCCUGAAGUGUUUUUGGUCCAACGUUGUUCCAGAGUGUACCAUGGCUUCCAGUAACACUGUGUUGAUGCGGUUGGUAGCCUCAGCAUAUUCUAUUGCUCAAAAGGCAGGAAUGAUAGUCAGACGUGUUAUUGCUGAAGGAGACCUGGGUAUCGUGGAGAAGACCUGUGCAACAGACCUGCAGACCAAAGCUGACCGAUUGGCACAGAUGAGCAUAUGUUCUUCAUUGGCCCGGAAAUUCCCCAAACUCACAAUUAUAGGGGAAGAGGAUCUGCCUUCUGAGGAAGUGGAUCAAGAGCUGAUUGAAGACAGUCAGUGGGAAGAAAUACUGAAGCAACCAUGCCCAUCGCAGUACAGUGCUAUUAAAGAAGAAGAUCUCGUGGUCUGGGUUGAUCCUCUGGAUGGAACCAAGGAAUAUACCGAAGGUCUUCUUGACAAUGUAACAGUUCUUAUUGGAAUUGCUUAUGAAGGAAAAGCCAUAGCAGGAGUUAUUAACCAGCCAUAUUACAACUAUGAGGCAGGACCAGAUGCUGUGUUGGGGAGGACAAUCUGGGGAGUUUUAGGUUUAGGCGCCUUUGGGUUUCAGCUGAAAGAAGUCCCUGCUGGGAAACACAUUAUCACAACUACUCGAUCCCAUAGCAACAAGUUGGUUACUGACUGUGUUGCUGCUAUGAACCCCGAUGCUGUGCUGCGAGUAGGAGGAGCAGGAAAUAAGAUUAUUCAGCUGAUUGAAGGCAAAGCCUCUGCUUAUGUAUUUGCAAGUCCUGGUUGUAAGAAGUGGGAUACUUGUGCUCCAGAAGUUAUUUUACAUGCCGUGGGAGGCAAGUUAACCGAUAUCCACGGGAAUGUUCUUCAGUACCACAAGGAUGUGAAGCAUAUGAACUCUGCAGGAGUCCUGGCCACACUGAGGAAUUAUGACUACUAUGCAAGCCGAGUUCCAGAAUCUAUUAAAAAUGCACUUGUUCCUUAAAGGAAAGUUUCAUUUGGCCGGGCGCGGUGGCUCACGCCUGUAAUCCCAGCACUUUGGGAGGCCAAGGCAGGUGGAUCACUUGAGCUCAGGAGUUUGAGACCAGCCUGGGCAAUAUCGUGAGACCCCAUCUCUACAAAAAUACAAAUUAACUGGGCAUCCUGUCAUGUGCCUGUCAUCUCAGCUAUUUGAGAGGCUGAAGCAGAAGAAUCUCUUGAGCCUGGGAGGCGGAGGUUGCAGUGAGCUGAGAUCGUGCCACUGCACUCCAGCCUGAGUGACAGGAGGUAAGCCCUGUCUCAGACCAAAAAAAAAAAAAAACACCCCAAAAAUACUGAAAGUUUCAUUUACUUAGCUAGGAGAAAGACUUCGUUCUCAAAAUAAUACAUUCUAAAACUAAUUGGGUAGAAUUAGAGUUCCACCUUUAUUCAUUGUUGAGCAGUGAUUUAUAUUUAGUUGUUAUAUUUAGGAAUAGAAAAUAGAAUUAAAUAAUUUAACUUGAUUAAUCAACCCGACCAAUUUUGAUGUCUGGAGAACUUAUAAACUCAAUAUGUUAUAUUUGUUUUCCUGUAUUUAGGUGGAGAAAUGAGAAAAAGCUUUAGUUCCAAUUGACAAUUUAGGUCAAUGUUCAAUCAACAUUCCUAUCUUUUAAACCAGAUUUCUCUUUUUUUUUCCUGAGACGGAGUCUUGCUCUGUAGCCUAGGCUAGAAUGUAGUGGCGUGAUCUCAGCUCACUGCAAGCUCUGCCUCCCGGGUUCAUGCCAUUCUCCUGCCUCAGCCUCCCAAGUAGCUGGGACUGCAGGCACCCGCCACCACGCCUGGCUAAUUUUUUGUAUUUUUAGUAGAGAUGGGGUUUUACUGUGUUAGCCAGGAUGGUCUCGAUCUCCUGACAUCGUAAUUGUCUGCCUCGGCCUCCCGAAGUGCUGGGAUUACAGGUGUGAGCCACCGCACCUGGCCUAAACCAGAUUUCUUUAGGGCACAAUUGUUUCUGGAAUCUCACUCUUGUUUUUCACAGUAAUUUUAAAAAUGUUUCUACUCCAAUUAAGAAUACAUAUGAUGUUAUUAUAUAUGCUGAUGUAACAGAUUUAUGAGAAAAGUUUUCUUUUAAGUAAAUUAUUUAAUCCUAGCUCUUUGUUAUUCACCAGCUUUUUAAAAAAGCGUUUGAAAAUUAUACAUUCUCGACUUUGGGGAUUAGCUUAUUCUUGUGGCAUCAUUAUAAGGCUUAAUUGUAGAAAGCUAAGUACUUGCUUCUAUUCCUUCCAAUGAGAGAUUAUAACAUAAACUAUCAAAAUUAUUCUGCUAAUAUACGUAGAUUUUUAUUUUUAGGUCUCUGUCCAUUGCUUUUAAUUAAAAUUAUCUGUUUUCAAAUCAAACACAUGGUUUAAAUUAACAGUUCCCAAACUCCAAUGCAUAUCAGAAUCACCUAGGAAGAUUUUUUAAAAACGCAGAUUCACAGGUCAGGCGCAGUGGCUCAUGCCUGUAAUCACAGCACUUUGGGAGGCCGAGGUGGGUGGAUCGCCUGAGGUCAAGAGUUCGAGACCAGCCUGGCCAACAUGGCGAAACCCUGUCUCCACUAAAAAUACAAAAAUUAGCCGGGCAUGGUGGUACGUGCCUGUAAUCCCAGCUACUAGGGGGUUGUGGCAGGAGGAUCACUUGAACCCGGGAGACGGAGGUUACAGUGAGCUGAGAUCGUGCCACUGCACUCCAGCCUGGGCAACAAAGCGAGACUCUGUCUCAAAAACUAAAAAUAAAAAUUCACACAGUUUAUCCCGACAA